GCAUGCCUGGAAUUUGUGUAGGCUGUAAUGAGGCAGGGAAAGGAGGGUUCCUUUGUCACAACAAACAAGGAGAAAGCUUUUCGCAGUCUCUUCGAUUUACCAAUGCCUCAUCCGAAGCUUUCAGCUCUUAUUGAUUCCAUCUGCAAUUUUGUUAUCUGCAAUAACUCUUCCCUUCGAGGUCAGCCCAUUAUCUUCAAUCCUGACUUUUUUGUGGAAAAACUCCGUCAUGAGAAACCUGAGGUGUUCACUGAGUUGGUGGUCAGCAAUAUCACAAGGCUCAUUGAUUUACCUGGAACUGAAUUGGCUCAGCUGAUGGGAGAAGUGGAACUUAAGUUGCCUGGUGUGGCUGGCCCAGCGACAGGAUUCUUCCGGUCUCUAAUGUCUCUCAAGCGAAAGGAAAAAGGAGUAGUAUUUGGAUCCCCACUUACAGAGGAAGGCAUUGCUCAGAUAUACCAGCUAAUUGAAUAUCUACACAAAAACUUACGAGUGGAAGGUUUGUUUAGAAUACCAGGGAAUAGUGUCCGACAGCAGAUUUUAAGGGAUGCUCUCAAUAAUGGAACUGAUAUUGAUUUGGAAUCAGGGGAGUUUCACUCAAAUGACGUUGCCACCUUGCUGAAGAUGUUUCUAGGAGAGUUACCUGAGCCCCUGCUGACACAUAAACAUUUCCAUGCACACCUCAAAAUUGCUGAUUUGAUGCAGUUUGAUGAUAAAGGAAACAAGACCGAUAGACCAGAUAAGGAGCGGCAAAUUGAAGCUCUCCAGUUGCUCUUCCUCAUCCUCCCUCCACCCAAUCGUAACUUGCUGAAGUUACUGCUCGAUCUCCUGUACCAGACAGCAAAGAAACAAGACAAGAAUAAGAUGUCUGCCUAUAACCUUGCCCUUAUGUUUGCACCCCAUGUCAUGUGGCCAAAAAAUGUCACUGCAAAUGACCUUCAAGAGAACAUCACGAAGUUAAACAGUGGGAUGGCUUUUAUGAUUAAACACUCCCAGAAACUUUUUAAGGCUCCUGCUUACAUUCGGGAAUGUGCCAGAUUGCACUAUUUGAGCUCCAGAACUCAAGCAUCCAAGGAUGAUCUUGAUCUGACAGCUUCGUGUCAUUCUAAGUCCUUCCAACUGGCAAAAUCUCAGAAAUGGAACCAGAUGGAUUCCUCCUCUCAUCAGGAGGAGACCCAGCAGCGGACAGAAGAGGCACUGAAAGAGCUGUUCCAACAUGUUCACAAUAUGCCCGAAUCAGCAAAGAAGAAGCAGCUUAUCAGACAGUUUAAUAAGCAAUCUGUGACCCUAACACCAGGGCAAGAACCUUCUACUCCCCGGGUACAGAAGAGGGCCCGUUCACGUUCCUUCAGUGGCCUUAUUAAGCGGAAGGUCCUGGGAAGUCAGAUGAUGUCAGAAAGGAAGAACAAGGCCCCUACGCCGGAAUCUCUAGCCAUUGGUGAAUUGAAGAGAGCCAGCAAAGAGAAUAUGAACUUAUUUUCUGGAUCUCCAGAUGGCACAAUGACACCAACAAGAUUGAAAUGGCCAGAGGGGAAGAAAGAGGGGAAAAAAGGAUUCCUCUGAAGGACCCAGAGUUCUCCUGUUGUCCACCAGAGUUUGCUCUGCAAUGGGCCAGGUGCCAUUCCCGCUCGCAGAGAAGGGUGGACUUGCAGCUUGCUGCUGCAGUUUGAAUUGUGAAAGUUACUAAUCCUGUAACUCGACUGAUACCUCUAACUCCACUCACUGGUGUUUCUGCAAACUCUGCCUUCUGAACCAGUACCAGCAGCUCUUUUUUUUUUUUUUAAACGUUAUGGGGAAACCACUAACCAGCUUACACGGCACAGUAAAUGGCAGAACUAGGCAGACGCCAGUGCUGAUUUCAUGUAUUUGUUUAGGCACAGUCUGUUUUUAAAAAUAGGAGAUUUGUGCUCAACUGCCAGUGUUUUGUUUUUUAAAGUACUGUCAUCCUAGUGGAUUGAUGCUAUUUUUAACAGAUAUUUUGGACUUUUCUCUAUUUUGAUAGUGUUGGGUAUUUUUGUCAUUAUUUCUUGUUUAUUUGUUGCUUGUUUAUCUUUUAAAGCUAUUUUUGUUUAUGUAAUCUAAAUGGGCUCUAAGCCAGAUGUCUUUCCUCUCUUUUUUACCUUCAACUUUGGGAAAACUUACCUCAUGAGGCUGUAGUCCUCAAUACCUUAUUUAUGUCCAAGGAAUUUAUAGCUUUCCUGGAAAAUUUGUAGGUUUUCUUGGGUGUGAGAUUGCAGAUUAUUUGGCCUGCAGUAUUGAAAAAGGAGAAUUCAGAAUGAUACAAUAUUUUAACAAAUGUUAAUUAUUAGAUUGUGUUCCUCCCUCUCUUCUCUCUCUCUCCCUCCUUUCUUCUUUCCUCAGUGAUGUCAGAUAAUUGUGUGAUUGUUGAACUUGUUUCCUUCCUUCAGUUUUCUCUGCCUAAAACAUCUCUGGUGCCCAUGUGGUGCCAAUACUCCUGUCAAAUCACUGUGACUCAAGGGAAGUCUCUGACUGCUUACUAGAGGUUUGCCGAAAUAUCUAUAUGUAGUGGAAGCUCCAGAGUAUGACUGGGUGGGGCUGGUUGUUUUGUCCAGGACGACUCCUUGGGGUGGGGGUAUGGUGGGGGUAGGGGGUGUUCUACUGCAUUCUUCUAAGAGGUCAGGUGUGCAGGCUAGACAGUCUCCUGAGAGCCAGCUGGAGGCAGAGGAAGGAAGUGAGCAGUAGUCUCCGCAGGACUUAAAGGAGAGAAUGUCCUCAUGGGAAGCAGCGUGGCUUAUCACCAGAGUCCUAAGAGCUGCACAGCCCCCCUCCUUGUCAGAAUGGGCACGGGGAGGAGUGGGGCGAUGGGUUGGAGCGGCUGCUUUGAUGGGGUUGAGAUGCUCAUGUGUGUUUGGGGUGAGCAGAGGCAUGCCUUUGAUCUUGUGUGAAUACUCACUGCCCGAGAGCAGCACGUGGCAAGGGAGAAGGUUCGGUUUGUGCCUGCUCCUUAAGCUGUGUGACGCUCUCACCCGUGUGCUGGAGCGGAGUCAGGCCUCUGUGGUGAAGCAGUUGCCCAGCAAGUAUGGUUGGCUGACCUGUUUUGAAACUAUUGAAAUGCUGUGUUACUGCUGAAAUGAAAAUGACCCUGGGGAGCAGAGUUUGCUUUUGUGUCCAGUGCCAGUCCUCUUUUUCAUAUUUACUGUUUCUUCUGCUGCUGUAACGGCAAUAGUGAAGGGACAGAAAGGUAAAAUUUGGCCUUCCAAUUUGAUAGAUUGUGAACAAUUGAUGGGUAGGGGUAUAAAACUGCUUAGAAGUCCCUUCCUGUAGAGCAGUUUUAUGUCAUUCUUAAAAGUACUUAUUAGCAAAUUCAUUUGUGUAUGGUUUCUAUUUGGCUUUUUUCCUUAUUGAGAAAAAAUAAAUUCCUUGCGCCAGCUGUCAGGGAAUUCAGAAACCCCUUUUGGUGUGAACAGACCGAGGCAGUGUUCUCCCUUCACUCCACACUUUAUUCAUCUAACUGUUUCCCCCUGGGGUGUGGACUGUCCUGGUGGUCUGGCAUCCGCUCGUGGGAGCAGAGCAGGGACUGCUGCCCCUCGUCAUCGGGCUUGUGCUGUGGCUCUGUCUGCGGGAGGUUCCUGAGAUUCGGGAGACGGGUUGUGUGGAGUCAGUAGUGCGCUUGGCUGGGUGUUGGGAGAUGUCUGUCACAGCAUGUGCUUUUAUGUAGCUCACCCGUGUGCAGGUUCUCUCUGUAUUUGGGUAUGUGUUUCAUUUAAGUUAUUUAUUAAGUAUGCUUUCCCUUGUGUUAAGGGUAUGAUAGGUCAUUUUUUUAAAUAGAAGCUGUGAUCCAGUUGGAAUUCAAAUAUGAGAAAUAAAUAGUAUAACCUUCUGCCUUGUCACAUGUAACUGUUCUAAUCCUGUGGAAUUUUAUGGAGGACGCAAAGACAAGCCCUUUUCAUUGGCCACAGAAGGGCAGUGUCUCCCUUUUCACUGGUGGGAGGGUAUUUUUGAGCCAGUAUUUAACAAUUUUUUAAAUCUAUAAGAUUUUUUAAAAUGUUAUGUUUACUUUUUAUGUUGGAUCAGUCUCUGGAAAUGCCUCUUCGUCUGGCUGAGAAAAUUCAUUUUUUCUGGGGUCAGUUGCGAUGGGUUUUGCUGUGGUGUGAAUACGGGGCAGUGUUUUGUGCCGGAGGGCUCAAGCAUAAAAACCCAGCCUGCUUCAUUGAUUCACAUCUGCACUGGGUGAGCUGCAGUGGUUGAAUCAGUGAAAACCAGAGGCAUGGGAGUUUCUUACCUUUUACAAUGAUGGAUUUUUGCACUGGGACCAAUGAAUCUGGUUUGAGAACUCCACUGCAAAAAAAUGAAGAAACAAAAAAAAAACCCAAAACAAAACAAAAAGAAAACAACAAAAGAAGGAAAAAAUGACACAAAAAAAUUCCCGAGAAACCUCCAUUGCAGCAAUGAAAGAUUAGGAGAUCCUAAUACUAUACCCGAGAGGCAACAUAUUAAAGGAGCUGGAGCUUUCUCAUACCUGAAACCAAGCUCCAGCUCUUUACUCGCCCCAAGCUCUUUACUCUGACGUCCCUUCAGCGUCAGUCCGCGAUGACAUGGGAGCCCCCCCCCCCCCCGGGGAAGUGGGGUAGUGCAAGCUGUUGACUGUGGGGACCACUGGGUGUUCAGAGGUGGUGGUUUGGUUGGCCUGUAAGGACGCCACUUAAUCCCAGAGUGGCAGAGCAGACCAUUCUCUCCUGAAUAGCAGUGUUUCUGUUCAGCUUUCCUUUCAGCAGCCUCUAUUAGACGCGGUUUAAAGUACUGCCUUGUAGGAGAACCUGAGGUCAUCGCUGUGCCCCACAGUGACCGGCCUGUGCUGUGCAUAACUGGGGAAGCCAUCUUUGGGAUCGGACUUCUCUGGACUCCCUGCUUCCUUAUUUCAUACGGGGCCUUGUACAGGUGCUGGAAGCUGAUGGCUCUUGUUCUGGAGUCUUUUCUAAGUAGAACACCUUUCCCCAGGAGAGAGCCUCCUCCUUGCCCUCCACCCUGAAGUCUUUGUGUGGAAGGCAGGACCCCAUCCCAAACCUGGAUACCAGCAUUUGGCCGGAUUGCCCUAGAUUUGGGGGAAGAUUUGGGUUCCUAAGAUGCACAUGCAUUUUAGACCAGUGGCAACGAGCCCAAUCUAAAACGGCUGUAAAAACCUGGUUUUCCUA
Messenger RNA from Myotis davidii, 5147 nucleotides. It is a transcript of the gene ARHGAP19, whose product is annotated as Rho GTPase activating protein 19. Lineage: Eukaryota; Metazoa; Chordata; Mammalia; Chiroptera; Vespertilionidae. Gene Ontology annotation, biological process: regulation of small GTPase mediated signal transduction; signal transduction. Bases 28 to 1557 code for a protein of 509 amino acids. Gene Ontology annotation, cellular component: cytoplasm. Gene Ontology annotation, molecular function: GTPase activator activity. The transcript is spliced from 12 exons. The record is from RefSeq and is a predicted model, not a curated record.